Molecule: messenger RNA, 1848 nt
Organism: Diabrotica virgifera virgifera (western corn rootworm)
Lineage: Eukaryota; Metazoa; Arthropoda; Insecta; Coleoptera; Chrysomelidae
Exons: 2
Coding region: 1-1848 (615 amino acids)
Molecular function (GO): zinc ion binding; nucleic acid binding
Source: RefSeq, a predicted model, not a curated record
AUGGCAUUAGAAUCAGAAACAAAACGCCGAACAGUGCUUCGUCCUGCUUUUACGAUAGCUGCUAAUGUUUUGGACAAUUUGUUAUCUGAAACGGUGAACACUCGACCCUGGCAACAAAUUAGUGUACAGUGGGAACUUUUACAAGUUAAGUACAAUGAGCUUUGUGUCGUGGAAAGUGCGGUAUUUGAAGCUAUGGUCGAAAAGGCUUCCGAAGCAGAAUUAAUCAGUGAGAUUGAGGCAAAGGAUAGAUACAGCACACGCUACUAUGAACUUAAGUGCAAAUGUGAUGACAGACCCAGUUUAGUAAGUUCAGAGUCAUCAAAUGUAAAAGGUAAGCGCAGUUUUAAAUUACCUCCAAUCGAAUUCAAGAAAUAUUCUGGAGACUUGAUAGGUUGGCUUCCAUUUUGGUCGCAGUUCAAAGUAGUGCAUGAUGAUUUAUCAAUUGAUUUAAACGACAAAAUAGCUUAUUUGAGACAAGCCACUAUAGACGGUAGUAAGGCCAGACGUUUAGUGGAGAGUUCUCCUGCAGUAGCUGAUAAUUACUCAAAAAUUAUAAAGAGUUUGAAGUCUAGGUUUGGCAGAGAGGAUCUCCAGAUUGAAGUAUAUAUUAGGGAGAUCUUAGAGUUAAUUUUGAGUCGAGUUUCUAGUAGUUCUUGUAAUGUUUCUGCACUAUAUGAUAUGAUAGAGAGUCAACUUCGUUCACUUGAGACUUUAGGCAUAACUGUUGACAAAUAUGCGGCGAUAUUGUAUCCCCUUAUUGAGUCAUGUUUACCGGAGGAUAUGAUCAGACUGUGGCAUAGAUCUUCACAGUUUCUAAGGCCUUCUGGUUCCGUAUCCAUGCACAAUGUCGAAGAAUCUGCAGAAGUUACAACUUUGGAGACAAGAUUAAGUGGGCUAAUGAGUUUUCUACAAAAUGAAGUUCAAAAUGAACAAAAAAUUAAUUUAGCAACGGAAGGUUUUGGUUUAUCGACUGAAAAUAAAUAUAAAUCCAAUAACCUGGUUGAAAAGAAGAAUAUAAAAUUACCAAAGCAAGGAACUGAUCUGCCAUCAGCGACCGCUGCUGGGUUGAUAAUAUAUGAGGUUGGCAGAUGUAUUUUUUGUGAAGGACAGCAUGACAGUAUCAAUCGUUUUAAAGCACAAAAAUUGUCUAUGGAACAGAAACGACGAACAUUGACAGAAAAGAAAGCCUGUUUUCGAUGUUUGAAGGUAGGACAUUCUUCGAAGAAAUGUAGAGGACGUUUGAAUUGUAUUUUGUGUUGUAAAUCCCAUGUUGCUUUGAUAUGUCCUGAUUUACCUGUUAACAAAAUUGAUACAUUGACCUCAAGUAUUAGCCGCUCGGAAGAAAAUAGGACUGGGGAUCAGACGCUUGCGAAUUUGAACAAUACACAGCGUACCGCACAAGAAAUGAGUUUUUCUGCUAAAGGAACGGAAAAUAUCGUACAUACGUUAUUUGGCGGUAAAAGUACUUCUGAACAACGACAUAAAUUAUACAAGGUAACUGCGAGUGAAGGAGCUUACUCUUGUUCAUUUGAUGCCUUAUAUCAACCACAAAUUUGUGCAGAUGUCUCUCCUGUUUAUCACGGCCCUUGGGUUGAGGAACUUAGUGACAUGAAUAUUUCGCUCAGCGAUGUCGUACAUAUAGCACCAAUUGAGAUUUUGUUUGGAGCUGAUGUUGUAUUCAAAUUGUAUACAGGGAGGAAAUAUCAGUUACAGUGUGGUCUUGUAGCAGUUGAAACUUUGUUAGGUUGGACUCUUAUGGGCAAGGUGCCGGCAGUUGCUUCUAAUUUCAGCACAUCUAUGAUGUCGAUUGCGUUAUUUGUUGAAAGUUAUUCUGUGGCGAAACUCUAG